GCCCGCCCCGCUCCGAGAUGGCGGCGGCCGGGAGGGGCUGAGCCCGGCGGUGGCGGCGCCCACCGGGGGCGGCGGCUUCAGCGCCACCGGGGCCCGGCCGGGAGCUCCGGGGCCGCUCCUCGGCUUCCGCAGCGUCCCCGCCAUGAGGCCCGGCCCCCGCACAGACGCGGCCCCGGCCCCGGGGGCGGCCCGGUGAAGGCCCCGUCCGGCGAAGGAAGGCUCCAGGGCCCCGGCCCGGCGAAGGUCCCGGGACCGGCCCGGUAAAGGCUCGGCAAAGGUCCGGCCCAGCGAAGGGAGGCUCCGUGGAGGCCGCCCGGUGAGGACCCGGUGAAGGAAGACUUGGGGGAGGCCGUCCGGUGAAGGCCCCGGGACCGGCCCGGUAAAGGCCCGGCCCAGCAAAGGGAGGCUCUGGGGAGGCUGCCCGGUGCCGCCCGGUGAAGGCCCCGUCCCGGUGAAGGCCCCGGUGCAGGCCCGUCCCCAUCCCCGUCCCCGCCAUGCUGCGGCGGCUGCUGGAGCGGCCGUGCACGCUGGCCCUGCUGGUGGGCUGCCAGUUCGCCUUCGUCGCCUACUUCUCCCUGGGCGGCUUCCGCAACCUCACCUCGCUCUUCGGCCGCGCCGCCGGCCCCGUCUUCGACUACACCCGCACCCACGACGUCUACACCAACUUCAGCCGCCUGCAGCCGCCCGCCGCCCGCCUCGACGCCGACCCCGCGCAGCCGCCGCCCUACUGCCCCGAGCGCUCGCCCUUCCUCGUCGGCCCGCUGACGGUGAGCUUCAGCCGGGUGCCCACGCUGGAGCAGAUCCGGGCCAAGAACCCGGCGGUGCAGGCGGGGGGCCGCUACCAGCCGGCCGCCUGCGAGGCUCGCUCCCGCACCGCCGUCAUCGUCCCCUACCGCAACCGCGAGAGCCACCUGGGCUACCUGCUCUACUACCUGCACCCCUUCCUGCAGCGCCAGCAGCUGCAGUACGGCAUCUACCUGGUGCACCAGGCGGGCAACGGCACCUUCAACCGCGCCAAGCUGCUGAACGUGGGGGUGAAGGAGGCGCUGAAGGACGAGGAGUGGGACUGCCUCUUCCUGCACGACGUCGAUCUCAUCCCCGAGAACGACUACAACCUCUACACCUGCGACCCCUGGAACCCCAAGCACGUCUCGGUCGCCAUGAACAAGUUUGGGUACAACCUGCCCUACUCGCAGUACUUCGGGGGGGUCUCGGCUCUCACCCCGGAUCAGUACAUGAAGAUCAACGGCUUCCCCAACGAGUACUGGGGCUGGGGCGGCGAGGACGAUGACAUUGCCACCAGGGUGCGCCUCGCUGGCAUGAAGAUCGUCCGCCCGCCCGUCUCCAUCGGCCACUACAAGAUGGUGAAGCACAAGGGCGACAAAGGCAACGAGGAGAACCCGCACAGGUUCGACCUGCUGAUCCGCACGCAGCGGAUGUGGACGCAGGACGGGAUGAACUCCCUCACCUACACGCUGCUGGCCAAGCACCUGCACCCGCUCUACACCAACCUGACCGUGGACAUCGGCAGCGACCCCCGCGCCGGCCGAAGCCGCCAGGGCCCCGGCCGCGAGGGACAGAGGUACCGCAGCAGCAACAGCCCCUUCCGGGAGGAGAUGCUGCGCAAGCUGCCGGGGCUGGGGGACCUCAGGCUGGCCCUGUCCCCGCGGCUGCCCACAGCGGGGAACGGCACCCGGGGCGGCGCUGGCUCUGCCGGGGGGGUCACCGAGCGCAGCCCCGAGGCGACCGGGGACGGCGGCAGCCUGGCUGUGGCAGAGGGGACCCUUCCCACACACGGGUACAACCAGAGCUGGCCACCGGGCCCCCGUUAACCCCCCCCUGUGUGAACUGUUGGCUGGGAACCGGCACCGUGACGGGCCCCCCCCCGGCAUGCACCGGUUGCCAGGGCCGGCUCGUGCUGUUGCCUUGCUGGAGAGACCGUGGGGAGCGGCGAGCACGGAGCAGCCCGGGGAGCUGCUGGCUGCAGGGCUGGUGCCUGGCGCGGGGGGGGGGGGAGCCCCUCAGAAAAGGGGCCGGGGGAGCCCCGGGGGCGUUGGGGACUGGCUCGGCCCCGUCUCCCCGUAGGCGUGCAGGUGCCUGAAGAGAGUUGCAGGCUCCGCUGCUGGUGUGCGGUUAUUUAUUCUAUUUAUGAGCUGCUCCCUGGGCCUUUAUAAGGGGUUUUCCAUUAAAAAAACAACACUUUGUCCUA
This is a messenger RNA of Cygnus atratus (black swan), 2209 nucleotides long. It is a transcript of the gene B4GALT3, whose product is annotated as beta-1,4-galactosyltransferase 3. The coding region runs from base 495 to 1832 and encodes 445 amino acids. NCBI's taxonomy places the organism in Eukaryota, Metazoa, Chordata, Aves, Anseriformes, Anatidae. Gene Ontology annotation, biological process: carbohydrate metabolic process; galactosylceramide biosynthetic process. Gene Ontology annotation, molecular function: glycosyltransferase activity. The transcript has 6 exons. The record is from RefSeq and is a predicted model, not a curated record.